AGGUUGUACUCGGUUGAGGAGGCUCAAGAUUCAUUUUCACAAAGAAACUUAUACAGGGCUACAACGCCUUUCUUGUUUUGCCGCAAGGACAAGACAUAGAACUUUUAUGAAUUUAAAAGGGAAAAUAUCUCCCAGCAGAAAUUAUUGCAUGAACUGCAAUCACUACAAGCGUUUGUCCAAAAGGAAGCUCAUUAAAACAAGUAAUCAAUCAUGGCUCUCGUCAAUGUUAACAGAAAGAACAUGGACCAGUUCUAUCGUUACAAGAUGCCAAAACUCCUAGCUAAGGUAAGAUGAAUUUGAUAUUUUUUAGGAUGCCAUGUGCAGUUUGUACCUACAUUUGACCCUUGAAGUACAUGUCAUCAUAUGCGCAAGUUCAUGGUUUAUCUGUUGUUUCAGGUUUAGUUAAUAAAGUAUGUCUUAUUUGUUGUACUCUUAAGGCAAUGCUCUAUAUUCUCAUCAGAGAAUCGUGCAAUAUGGCUAGUAACAAAAAAAUAAUUAGCGAUAAUUGUUAUUAUUGGACAAGGUUGAGCAAAAUAUUGGGAUUUGUCAGUGAUAAGCUGGGCUGAGACAAAUAAUAUUAUUGAUCUCUGAGAAAUAAUAUUGUAAUAUCAUUUGAUCACUGAGUUUGUUUUUUGGGACCUGUUUACAUGGAGGUGGGUGAUCCCAGAUAGGUGAGGUGACAUGUGGCGGGUCACCCCACUUAUCAUGUGAACGUGAUUAAAAUAAAAUGAGAGAUUAUAAGGUUAGGCAGGCUAGCCCACCUAAGUGGGUUACCUCGCUCCUGAGGUCCCCUACCUCCAUGUAAACAGGUCCUUAGUGAAUAUCCUAGGUAAGCAGAGCAGUCUGCUGUUUUCACUCAAGAGCAAUCACAAGAAGGAGGAAAUUGUUGUCUCAGCCAAUGAUUUUAAAUUUUAUUUGCAUCGAAUGGUAAUGAUUUAAAUAAUUAUUAUUAGUUUCAGCUCUAUAUAUAAUAGUUUUUUGAUAAUUUGAUUGAAAAAUAUUGUGUUUACACUUCAGGUGGAAGGGAAAGGAAAUGGAAUCAAAACAGUAAUUGUCAAUAUGGUGGAGAUAGCUAAAGCAUUGCAGAGGCCACCUGCAUGUAAGAUAGCAUGAACUGUUGUUUAUGUUUGUCUGUUUGUUUUCUUGUUGUUGGUUUGUCGUACUUGUUUGUUGUGGCUACUGCCUCUUGAGGAAAGGCAUAGCCAUAAUGGUCCGUGAAAGCAAGCAAGAAAGUAAGUGAGUAAUCAACUAAGUGGGCAGGCAAGUAAGUAAACUUCCACAGGAAACUUGGGGUGAAUGACUUUUUCAUUUCACACUGUUGCUGUGUUUUGCCUUCCUUCCAAAUGAAUAUUAUGUUGAAUGAAAGUUUUCUUAUACUUUCAAUUUGCAACAUGUCAUGGACUUCCAGCUUUCUUCUUUGCCUUAGAUCCAACUAAAUACUUUGGUUGUGAGUUGGGAGCCCAAACCCAAAUUGACCUAAAGAAUGAGCGUUACAUUGUCAAUGGGUCACAUGAUGCAGACAAGUUGCAAGAGAUACUUGACGGAUUUAUUGAGAAGUUUGUGUUGUGUCCAGAUUGUGAAAAUCCUGAAACUGUGCUGGUAAUGUGUUAUUUAUUAUUGAGAAUAGAGCAUCUAGGGGUGGGGGAGAUAGGAUUGGGAUUGGAAUACUAGUACUACUAUAAUAUAAUUUUUGUAUUUAAAAUUCAAUGCCUGGAUUUUCUAGUAGUACAAUGGUACAUCUCCUUCUGCUUAAUUAAAGGUUAAAACACCCUUGCUACAUUUAUGUAAAAAUAAGGAACUCGAGAUGAUAGUACAAAUUACUUGUUUUUUUGGGAUCAUUUUCUUAGAACAGACAUUGUACUGAUGUGAAUUGUAGGGUUUGGUGUGAGGGUGCAAGUGAUUUUUUCACUUGGUAAAAAGGUGGUAUACACCUGUAGUUUCACAAAGAAUUUGGCCAGUCUGUAAUUUAAUUUGAAGAAAUUUGACUCCAUAAAUGAAGAUGGGAUGUUGCCAUGAUCAAGUAAUUCAGAUCUGUUUUGUCAUUUUCAAUGUCUAGAAUGUAGAGCCACGCAAGGAAAGGAUUGGACAGUCAUGCAAAGCAUGUGGAUACAGUGGAGUUCUUCAUAUGCAACACAGACUCAUUACCUUUAUUUGCAAAAAUCCUCCAAAUGAAGCAGCAGGAACCCCUUCUAAAAAGUGAGAUAAAUGCACGACUCAGUUCUCUCUUACGGAUUUUAAGAUGGUGCGCAACAAAAAGCAAACAUGAAUAUCCUACCUAUCCUAUUUUAAAUUUGUUUUUAAUGCUCGCACACUUGAACAUGCAUUUACAUACUGUACAGCUAUAUACCUGCACUAGUAACCAUGGAGUAGGUAUUGUCCUUUAGAAAGCCCAAUAAGGCCCAAUUUUAGUACUCAGAUCACCUUAUAUGAAUAUAAGCAACAUGUUUAGAAAUGGUGGUAAAUGGAAGCAAUUUUUUGCUACCAUGAAAUACAUGAACAUUCAUUUUCUCAAAUCAACAAUUGUAUGUAGAAAACAUUCUGAAGAUUGAUAGUGAAACACCCUUCUAAAUUUAAGUUGUUGCGCUUUUGGUGUUACGCAUGAAAAGUCUUGCAUUACUGAAAUUUUUAUCGUCCUUUUUUAACUUAAAAAAUGGUGGUGUUAAUGUUUUUAUAUAAGCAUCAUAGAAUGCACUUUCAUGUAAUUACCUAUACGUGCUGUUGAAAAUAUUUUGUCUCCAUGCAAAAGUGCUUAAUGAAUUUGUAAAGACAAAAACAAGGCCAAUUCGUGAAAAUGAGUGUACUUUCAUGUCAAUAUUACUGAUCACCUCGUUAUUGAAACUAUUAUUUUCUGGUAAUGACUAGCAAAAGGUGUAUUUUGUCCAAUACAUGUACUUGACAAAUACAUUUGACCCUUCAUACAAUGGAAAUGUUUGUGAACAGGAUUAGGCUGAACAUGGGUCAUUUUGUCAAGAAGUACCGUGGAUAAAUAAAGAUUGAAGGGUUAGCUUAGUGUUUCUUUCUUUAAGCAGUAUGAUAUUGCUUAUGUCUGGUGUUUAAAGUGGUAAAAACUCAUUCUUUACCUUGUAGAGACAAAAAGGAACGACGCAGAGAAAAGCAGAAAGGGCAACAAAAUGGGGAAACUAGCCCUACCCACAAUCCAAUGCAACCUGGGGAAAAUGGAAUUGAAAACCCUGACUUCAACAAAGAGGUAAGGUUUAAUUUUCAAAAUAGAGGUAGUUUGUUCAUCCUUUCCAUCGGUAACAACAGUAAUGAAAAUUGGGCCCAAGUUUUUUAUCACUGGUGUAGUCACUUCAGAAUUUCCUCUAAGUUUAUUGUGUGGGGCAUCUUUAAGUCCAGUGACCUCGUGUAAAAUUGUUCUUGGCUGCAUCAAACCUGGAUACCCUUUUUUGCCCCAUUCAUUCAGCUUUGCAAUAACUUUUAAACAUGCCUAAAUGUUACAAAAGAGUAAUUUAAAUCCUGACUUCUCAAAGCCUUUUCUUUAAUUCCUGAUAAUUCAAACCAAUUUGCUUUUCCCAAGGUGGUUAGUAAAAUACAGACUGUAGGGUUUCCACAGUAGUUUAAAGUGCAGAGUAACUUUAUUCCUGUUGCUGGAAUAGUGCAGGGUUCUCAUUACGUACCUGUAAACGGCUAAAAUACCAGCUACUUUGUGGUCUGGGCCAUUUACUGUUGGGAGAAAAGGGGUAAAGUGAGGGAGUGAAAGCCUUAAAUUGGCUACAGCACUUGAUUACCAAGCUGCCUACUUUUGCAUCCUACCUGUCUACUUUAAAACUUAAUGAGAACCCUGUAAUGUGUUUAUUUAUUGCAGCCAGUUGCAGCUGCAGAUGAUGAUUGGAGUGUAGAUACAAGUGAAGAAGCUGUGCAGAAGAGAAUGGGAAAUCUUUCCUCAGGUGUUAAAGGAAUAGCACUAACUGACGAUACUGAGAAGACACAGGAAGAGCGCUUCCAUCUGUUUUAUUCCUUUGUUAAGGUAAUAAAAUAUGCACAACCUGUGCAGAUUGUUAGUUUUUUAAUUGAGAUGUAUUGGAAGUCUCAAAGAGCAGUUCGAGGAACUUAGAAAUGUUUUGUGUACCAUUAACAACAGAAAUAGUGAUUUCAGGUUUCAAAAUGGAAAUUGGCAAAGGUUUGACUGUAAUCUUAAAGAUCUAUCACAGUAUUUUGGUCCAUUUGCUUUGUUUUAUUUCAGGAAUAUGUACACUGCUAAAGUUACUGUCUUACAUUUAAAUGGUGUUAGUGAUCCAUAUCUAAAUGUUACUCUUCAUUAAUACAGAUCCUUUUUUAUUCUUAAUAGGCAAAAAAGGAAACAAGCAGCGUGGAAAAGAGAGCAAAAGAGAUUGUUGCCGAAGCAGAAAGGCUUGAUAUAAAGGACAAAGCUGUGUUAGCCCUUAGUGAAGUACUUUUUGAUAGUAACAUGCUCAGCCAAAUCCCCAAGUUCCGAAAUCUGUUUUUGAGGGUGAGUUUUCAGUCGUAUUUGCCUGAAAGCCCCUUGUGACCAACGCAUUGAUUCAAGUUUCUUAGAAGCAAUGUACAUGUGUAUAAAAUGCAAGGCUCAUCCUUGGUGCAAAAACUUGUGAAAACUCACGAGUGAUGUAAAACAAUGAAUGCAAAGAAGCCAUUGAGAAGUCAACACAAUAGAGCCAUUGAAAAUAAUAGCUAGAAAACAAAGAAAUACUUCACAGGUUUUUUACACUGAGGUAAACCCAAAUGUAAUCUAGUCUUGUAUAGCCAAAAUGUCACAUGUCUUUCCUUUCAUGUAGAAAGCAGAAACAUAGGUUAACCUUUUAUUGUGUCUGGCUAGAAUAAGUUACCUGGUCAUAAUAGUUUGAUGAUGGUGUUGGCACAAAUUCAUGUUUGCCUUGUUUUUACUUUAGUUUGUUAAUGGUAACCACAAGGCCCAGAAGUACCUGCUGGGUGCAUUUGAGCUGCUUAUUGGGCAGUCUUUUCCUGAUGAGUUGAUGCCUAAGGCAGCUCUUAUUCUAAAAGCAUUUUAUGACUCUGACCUUGUGGAGGAGGAGGUGAUCUUACAGUGGAGCGAAAAGGUAAACAACCAGCUGCAGUGGUAAUCUGUUGCUAUCUAUCUAUAGCAAAGCCAGUAGUGUCUUGUUAAUAGUGAAGUUAUGCAGUAGAGAGGUGAAGUCAUUACCACACACACUGCCAUGGUAGCAAAAUUUCUGGACAGCAACAAAGGGAAAAUGUCACUUAAAAAGUGAAUUCACACUGUUACAAUUUUCGUCGAUCUUAUUCAGUUUCAUUUAAUUUGGAAAAUCAUGGCAAAAUUGUCUGGGCUUGAAUCCGAAAGGACCAUAUCUGGUUUAGAAAGAGAAAAAGAAAAUUUUUCGUGCUGUGUGCACCAGCUCCUGAAAACGUGCAUGUGAAAUUGGGAAGUUUCUUAUCGCACACUUGCAGUGACUGCUAACUUGAAGAAAUGUACAAAAAAGUGUGAUGCACAUGCAAAGUUGUUGUUUUGCUGAUGUACCGAUUGCUUUUUUGCCUUUCUUGUUGCCAUCGCCGUCGUUGUUGCUGAAGCUCCCCAUUUUUGUGAUCCAGAAAUGUUAUUGCCAUGGUAACGUGACUUCACACUUCUCUCUAUUGCAUGGCAGAAGAAAGAAGACGGCAAAUAGUGUCUGAAAACAUUUUCUGCCAAACGUCUCCUUCCUUUAAAGCAAUCUGUUUGUAAAAGACCAGAGCUCUGAAAUGUAAAGUGAGGAUCACAACAAUAAGCAGAUAAUAACCAUAAUGUACACUUUGUCAUCCUCUUCUUUCUGCCCCCUGUUAACACUUGCACUGCAACCCUUUAUACCCAAAAAGACACAUACAAAUUCUCCAAACUGAUCUCCAUAUAAUGAUAUAAUUUCCUUUAAGACCUGAUAAAAGAUCAAGGCAUUUUCUCUUUGGUGAUCAUUUUAUUAAUUCUCAUAACCAUAUCUCUUGACAAUGUAUGGAUAUUGUUAGGAUAAAAUGGUUCUUGGUCACUAUUGGCACUUAAAGGGGUAACUGUCAAUGGUGUAAGGGGUAGGGGUGAUCAUUAGAUCCAGUAAUAUGACAUUUAACACCAAGAGUUGACCAAACAUGUUAAGUGUGUGGAUGAAUGUGUGAGGUGUAUAUAUUUUAAACUUGUUUUGCAUGAACUGUAAUCUCUUCAGAACAGAGGGCACAGUCUCAGUGUUCAAUCUAGAAAUUAUUCAAAGUGGGUCAUAUGUCCCAUGUGGCAUUUUAAAUUGGGUCAUUUCAAAAGUGGUCUGGGUCAAAGUAUAACUUUGAAACUUUGAACAAUGGAUAUCAUCCAAACUAUCACCAACAGGUUUAUGCUUUUCACAGUUUUGAUGCCUUUUUUGCAGUAAACAGUCAAAUACUGAUCACAUCAAACAACUCAACAGCCAUUCUCUUUUGCAUAAGAAAGAAAAUGAGCUUUUGUUUUUCUUUCAUAAUGAAAGGAAAACGAAAGAACAAAUUAGUUGGAAAACGAAGCAUGAAUCGAUCAUACACAUGACAUCGAAUUGAAUGCUCCAGUCUUUUUUGGAAUUGUAGAAUUGCCAAAUUUAGGAUUUAGAUGAAAGACUUUGUCAAGACUCUGCUCGUAGAAAAACUGUGUGCAAUCUAGCAGCUCUGAACGGAUAAUUCGGAAUGCCCAAAAAAAGUUGUGUGAAAACAAGAUUUCCUUGUUGCCCAUAGCAUAAGCAAGUUGACCAGGCAAACCACUGCCCUAAUCUGUGAUGAAUUUUACGUUUACAGGUUUCCAAAAAGUAUGUGAGUAAAGAGGUAUGCUCUCAGAUCCACACAAAGGUGGCUCCCUUUAUCAAGUGGCUGAAAGAAGCAGAAGAAGAAGAGUCCAGUGAAGAGGAGGAAGAAGAAGAGGUGGAGGUAGUCUAUGAUACUAAGGCGCAGCAGCUAAAGGCUCAGGUUGACAACACAGCUCCAGCUGAGGAUGAUGAUGACUUGGAUAUUGAUGCUAUUUAAUUCACAUUUUGCUUGCCAUUAAAAACGAUGAUAAAUUGAUAAGCUAUUGAUUAGGACGAGUCAUGUUAAUUCAUACUAUUUGUUAAUUUUCAGUGUGAUUUAUUCUUGCGCUUGCAUUUUGUUGUUUCAUUGAAGAAAUUCACAAUAUAAAAGUUAAGUAAUUUGCAAAAAAUACAUGUGUGGUCAUUUGAAAUCUUGUCUUAAGUGCCUGUAAUGUAACUUAAUGAUACUAAAAAUGUGGCACUGUAAUAUUUGGAGUAUAUUAUUGCUUUCAUUUCCUGUGCAGUAAGUGCUGUAAUUUUGACUUUUUCACACUGGUUUGGUUUAAUUUAAAACUGAACAUUUAAGAAAAUUAAAAGCUUAGAGAUAUCAGUACUGUUGUCUUUAAUGUCUGAGUUAUUCCAUAUAGUAGACCCUAGUAUUAGUAAAUGUGGUAUUAUUUUAAUUGAAAAAAUACCUGGAACACUUAACUUUACUUUACUUGCUCUGUAAAAUUUAUUCUGAUGUAUUCUUGAUCUUCGAAAUAAU
Molecule: messenger RNA, 7503 nt
Organism: Porites lobata
Lineage: Eukaryota; Metazoa; Cnidaria; Anthozoa; Scleractinia; Poritidae
Source: the annotation of a GenBank genome assembly